This is a messenger RNA of Didymodactylos carnosus, 1929 nucleotides long. The record is from the annotation of a GenBank genome assembly. NCBI's taxonomy places the organism in Eukaryota, Metazoa, Rotifera, Eurotatoria, Philodinida, Philodinidae.
CCUAAACUUUUUCCCGGUACCCCUCGCUAAAAAUAGAAAAUUUUCCAGGUUAUCAAGUGUGCUGAAUACGAAAAAGCACUUUUCUUUAACUCUAAACAAACUUUAAUUUUUUUUUAUCGGUGAUAUGUUUAAAAAAACGCUAAAAAAUAUCUGAGCGGCCAUAUUUAUAGAAAAACGUCGUUUCUCUCACAAGACUACAAUUUUCAUAAAAAACAUUCUGCCUGUCUUGUGUUACAAAUUCUUUAUUACAAAUAGAGGAAUGCACCUUUAAGUGACUUAAGGGUAUUUCCACACAGCUCCGUCUGUUCACUCAAUAUACAAACUGAAGCCGGAUGAAUCCCACGGUGUUUAUCUAGUAAAGCACCUCCAGUUAUGUAGGAAACCAUAUUAUUUUCUUAAAAAGUUAUACUGAACAUGGCAUCCUUACGGAAGCACUUUUCUCAUUAGAGGAACAAAGACGCUCAGUUUUUGUUUAAUUGUCCUAAUACUUUAGUGGUUCUAAUUCAGAACAACAAUAUUUCUAGAAAAUUUACUUAAUUUAAGAAACUUUUAAGAAAUUCUGGAAAAACCCACGGAUACGGAUAUGAAAGUUUCGAAAUUGUGGAUCAGAUUCGGAGCUUCGUUGCUUCGGAUCUGGACUGAUAUGGAUCUAAAAAAAACUUAAAUUCGCAGAACUACAUGUGGGUGUUGCCCGUACAAUUUGUUUGGUUCUUCGUAUAUGCUGCUUUUGUAAAAACAGCCUCCUAUUAUUACUUCAGGCUUGCGUAUCAUAAAUCUUAACCAUAGCUUUUCUUUCUUAAAUGUAGAGUCGAUCUAUAUUUUUCUAUUCCAAAUACAGUAACACAUGAGAAAACGAAGUCAUCUGAACUGUGAAUGAAUCUAAACUACUUUGUUUCAUACAAGAUACAUAAAUAUUUUAGAGACAACAAUACACAAUUAAUAAAGAACAAUAAUACCUUCAAAUGUCCAUCGUCUUACAUCUCGUUGAAUGAUCAAUGUUAUUAUACUCAUCAAUAUUUCGUUGAUAACUUAAGUAAAGCUGAACAACUAUGUCAAAUACAUAAUGGAAUAUUGACAACAUUUCAAACACACGAAUCGGGCAAUGUGAAUUUGAUGAUGGUUUUAAAUGGUAGUUCUGGAAGAGCUUUAAAUGAUAUCAAACUUGAAUUGUUUUUUUAUCAUCUUGAAAAUACAAUUUAUCGUAAUUCAACUCAAACCCUGAGAAUGAAAAAACAUUUGUUAAGAUUAAUACUUGAUAAUAAACAAUUGACCACCAAUGAUCGGAGUCGAGAAUGUGUUUUAAGAUAUUAUGCAAGUACUUCAGGAAGUUUCACAACGCUUUAUCGAUGUCAGGAAGCAGGACAUCCUGUCUGUAUAGCCGAUAUGAUACAGAAAGAUAUUAAAAUUGAUACUAAAAACGAAUCGAUUAGCACAACGUCAUUAUCAAUGAUUGUUGUUGAGAAUAAAACAGAAUCAAACAAGAGUAUUAGUGAAUUAUUUGUUAAUGAUUGUAAGAAUUGUACAGCCGAUGAAGAUUUAUACAAUAAUGAGACAAAUCGCACCGAUACUAUUUAUGAACUUGACGCAAUAUCAAAAACACAUUUUGUGCGUCGUUAUACAUUUAUACUAGUGAUGAUCUUUGUCUGUAUCGUCUUUCUGUUGGUUGUAAUAACAGGUGUACUAUGUUGUUUUCGUCAACAUAAAUCAUAUUCAUUCAAUACUCCUUCAACUCGAUCUAGUACUCAAUCUCCAACAGUCACAGUUGUUUAUACACGCAUGAAAACGAAACAACAAUCAAAAAAACUACAUAUAAAAACGAAUCAUCAACAAUCAUCGGAAUUAUUAUUAGAUGAUACUAUUGAUCUUAUUUCCAAUGUUCAAUUAUCAACAGUAGCAAAUGAAACGCAAAAUACUGAAAAAUUAUUGUAG